Molecule: messenger RNA, 4471 nt
Organism: Dromiciops gliroides (monito del monte)
Lineage: Eukaryota; Metazoa; Chordata; Mammalia; Microbiotheria; Microbiotheriidae
Gene: ERCC5
Product: ERCC excision repair 5, endonuclease
Exons: 15
Coding region: 459-4130 (1223 amino acids)
Biological process (GO): nucleotide-excision repair
Cellular component (GO): nucleus
Molecular function (GO): DNA endonuclease activity; single-stranded DNA binding
Source: RefSeq, a predicted model, not a curated record
CCAACUUCGCCUGGGUCUCUGACGGCCAUCGAAGGUGAGCUGCUGGGGACACCUGGUGGUUACUUGGUCCUUUCCUAAUCCUAAACUAACUGCCGACUGAAGAGUGAGCGACAGAAUGGACUCGCACAACUUGCGGCUGGGAAGGAGUUGUUCGUUUUCUAAGACUUGAGGGAUAUUUAUUUAUUUAUUUUUUGUGAACUGGGAGAAGUUGGGGUUAACUUCGAGGUUAGGGAUGGGCCUGGAGGUUGGUCCCUGUUGGCCACCGCUUCCUUCCCUUUUCCUUUCUGCUCCAGGAACCCAGUGCCUGACGGCGCCUUGACCGGGUAGAAGGGAGCAAAAAACCUAGAGACGCAAACAUCCAAAACUCACGCUCCUCUGUCAUUCUGGUGGAAACGGUCUUGCAGGUUGUUUCUGACAGGUCUGACUCCGUAAAGGUGAUUUGAGAAAACCCAGGAGCAAUGGGAGUCCAGGGACUUUGGAAGCUGCUUGAGUGUUCGGGAAGACAGAUAAAUCCAGAAACGCUGGAAGGAAAAAUUCUUGCUGUUGAUAUUAGCAUUUGGCUGAAUCAGGCACUUAAAGGAGUCAGGGACAGACAUGGAAACUCAAUUGAAAAUGCCCAUCUUCUCACUCUGUUUCAUCGACUUUGCAAGCUAUUAUUUUUCAGAAUCCGUCCAAUUUUUGUUUUUGAUGGAGAAGCACCACUGUUGAAGAAACAGACUUUGGCUAAGAGAAGACAAAGAAAAGAUUUGGCAUCUAGUGACUCCAAGAAAACUACAGAAAAACUUUUGAAGACAUUCUUAAAAAGACAAGCUAUCAAAACUGCUUUGAGAGGCAAAAGAGAUGAAGCACUUCCUAGUCUUACCCAGGUUCAAAGAGAAGAUGACAUUUAUAUUUUGCCUUCAUUACAAGAGGAGGAAAAAAAUAGCUCAGAGGAGGAAGAUGAAAAGGAAUGGCAAAUAAGAAUGAGUCAAAAACAAGCAUUACAGGAAGAAUUCUUUCAUAAUCCUCAUGCUAUAGACAUUGAAUCUGAAGACUUCAGCUGUCUACCACCAGAAAUAAAGCAUGAAAUCUUGACUGAUAUGAAAGAAUUUACUAAGCGAAGAAGAACAUUGUUUGAAGCAAUGCCUGAGGAGUCCAAUGACUUUUCAGCGUAUCAACUCCAGGGAUUACUUAAAAAAAACAACUUGAACCGACACAUAGAAAAUGUACAAAAAGAGAUGAAUCAACAACAUUCGGGCGAGAUCCAAAGACAAUAUGAAAAUGAAGGGGGUUUUAUGAAGGUGGUAGAAUCAAGGAAAGUAAUUUCCGAGGAUACUUCUCAUUACAUCUUGAUAAAAGGCAGUCAAGCUAAGAAAGCUGAAGAAAUGGAUACUAAAUCAGUUCUUCCUUCUUCUAGUAAAAUGUAUAGCCCGCAUCCUUUUGAUGCAAAAUCAUCGUCAUCAUUUGAGAAGCUGAAGACAGAGAAAGACACUUAUGCUGAUGCAGCAGCUCCUCCUUCCCCGAGGACCUUAUUAGCUAUCCAAGCAGCCAUGAUGGAAAGUAGCUCUGAAGAAGAGCUGGAGAAUGAAAAUAAAAAGCAGUUCAGUGUGAAAAAAGCACAUAACUCUCCUGGAAUAGAUGAAGGCUCUGUAUCGCCUAGAACUCUAUUGGCAAUUCAAGGAGUUCUUGAUGAUGAUGAUGAUGAUGUAAAAGCAAAUGAUGGGAGAAACUCUUAUAAUGGAGUGUCAGAAAUUAAAGGGAUUCUUCUAAAUAGGUCAGAAAAGGAAGAUGAUUUCCUUAAAGUUAGAGAAAACAAAGAAAGACAGUUUGCAACAGUAUCUCAUUCAGAAAAUAUGAUUUUUGCACAAGGAGAUAAAUGCAACAUUAAGAAUGAACACGAAUCUGCACCUACAAUUUAUUCAUCAAAUAUUGCCCUUUUAGGAAAGGAUGAGUCCAUUGUUAGAGAAGAACCAGCAUCACUAAGUCAUUCAGCAAAUGCGGUCUUUGGGCCAAGUGUUAAAUCUACUUUUAAGGAUGAAAAAGAAAUUAUUCUUACAACUCAUUCCGAGUACACAGUUAACAUAGAUAUUGGUGAAUCAGGGAUUGAGGUUAAUAAAGUCCCCCAAAUGGCAACUCAAUUGACAAGCACAGUUUUUGUAUCUGAAGAUAAAGAAAAACCUAUGAGUACUGAAUUAGAGAAGGAUAUUUUCAUAUCUCCAAACAAGUGUGAUUCUUCUCUGUUGGUUGUUUCAAGUGAUAAGGAAAUACAGUAUAAAAAAAAUCAAUCUGAAAUUGAAACUAACUCUUUCCAAGAAGUAAAUAACUUAAAAUCAGUAAAUACCCCUUUGAUGGAAGUAAGUAAUUUUCUUGCUACAACAAAAACUGUAGCAAGCUGUGGGCCCAGUGAACAUGAGAAUUCACAGAAAACUCUACAAGUUGGUGAAAAGAAUGAAUCUUUAGCUCAAGAUUUAAUUUCAGCAACACCAGAGACAAUGGUAGUAACAGAAAUGGACUCAGAAGAGAGUGAAUCUGAUGGUAGUUUCAUUGAAGUGGACAACGAAAGUAGUAGUGAUGAACAUGAUAUACAUGAAGUAUUCAGACCUCUUACUGAGCAUGAGGAAAAGUCAGUCAUUGAAGAGGAGGUUACAGACAUUGAGAGAAAAGGAGCUGUUGUGGCCACUGAAAACCUCCCAAGAGACUCUCCUGAAAUCAUGGAGUCAUCUAAGCAGCCAGAGGAAGGGAAUGAAAAAGAAACAGAUGAAACAAUCAAUGAAUGGCAAGAUAUUAAUUUGGAGGAACUGGAAGCUCUGGAGAAUGAUCUCUUAGUUGAACAGAAUUCAUUGAAAGCUCAAAAACAACAACAAGAACGGAUUGCUGCAACUGUAACGGGCCAGAUGUUCUUGGAAAGUCAGGAACUUCUACGAUUAUUUGGCAUUCCUUACGUUGAGGCGCCUAUGGAGGCAGAGGCUCAGUGUGCCAUUUUGGAUUUGACUGAUCAGACUUCUGGAACAAUCACUGAUGAUAGUGAUAUCUGGCUUUUUGGAGCACGGCAUGUGUAUAAAAACUUCUUCAGCAAAGACAAGUUUGUAGAAUAUUAUCAGUAUAUAGACUUUCACAACCAACUAGGAUUAGACCGGAGCAAAUUGAUUAAUUUGGCCUAUUUGCUUGGAAGUGAUUACACAGAAGGGAUACCCACUGUUGGCUGUGUAACAGCCAUGGAAAUUCUCAACGAAUUUCCUGGGCAUGGCUUAGAGCCUCUCUUAAAAUUUUCAGAAUGGUGGAAUGAAGCUCAAAAGACUAAGAAAAUAAGACCCAAUCCCCAUGACACCAAGGUGAAAAAGAAAUUGCGACAAUUACAACUUUCUCCUGGUUUCCCUAACCCAGCUGUUGCAGAAGCUUACCUGAAACCUGUGGUGGAUGAUUCAAAAGGAGCAUUCUUGUGGGGAAAACCAGAUCUUGAAAAAAUUAGAGAGUUUUGUCAGCGUUAUUUUGGCUGGAACAGAACAAAGACAGAUGAAUCUUUGUUACCUGUACUAAAACAGCUGAAUACACAUCAGACACAGCUCCACAUUGAUUCUUUCUUUAGGCUGAUACAACAUGAGAAACAACAUGUUAAAAGAAUUAAGAGCCAGAGACUCAACAGAGCUGUGACAUGUAUGCUCAGGAAAGAAAGGGAAGAAGAAGCUGGUGAAAUAGAAGCAGCUACUGCUGCCAUGGAGAGAGACUCUAAAUCACUUGAAAAAAGAAAGGACAAAAAUGGGAAGAAAACCACAGAAAAUAAAUUGGAAAAACCUCAAAAUUUAAAAAGAAAAGUGCUUUCUAGUGCCAAUCAGGAGAAUAAAUGUGGUGGAGGUGGCUUUGUUGGGGAAGCCUAUUUCUCAGAAUCAUUCGAUGUAUCUUUAGGGGAAGAUUCUGAAAGUACAUCUUCAAACAAGGUCAAGAGGGGAAAACCUACUAAGCAGCCAAAUAACGCCUCUUCAGGUUUCCAGGAGAUGAUACAACAUGAUUCUGAGAAGAAUGAAGAAGGGACUAGCAGCUCCAGUGAUGAAGAUGGCAAAGGAACACAAAUGGUUACGGUGACUGCUAGAUCUGUGUUUGAGAAAAAAAAAGGGAAACAAAGAAACGUGAGGGGGAAGAAAAGAAAAACAUAACCUACUUUUCUGCCUGUAGCUACGAGAACCAAAUAGGGGAUAGAUAUAAGGAGCUGGCCCCAGAGUCAUGCUGACUUGGGUUCCAGUCCUGUCACUGAUACAUAUUGACUGUGUGACUCUAGUGCAAGUCACUUAACUUCUUGGUGCCCCAGGCAACUAUUUAAAACUAAGUUUUAGAAUAGUUGCAGAUCUGGGUUGGUAGAGGAAUUUUCUUUACCAGAAGUAUUUAUGCUCAUGAAAUCACAGAUCUUGAUCUAGAUACAUCUAUCUGUAUAAAGAGAGAAAUUAGGUGUAAUAAAAUUUCCUAAUGAAUUUGUUAUAAAGAGAAAAUAAAAUUUAGC